Molecule: messenger RNA, 2459 nt
Organism: Erythranthe guttata (spotted monkey flower)
Lineage: Eukaryota; Viridiplantae; Streptophyta; Magnoliopsida; Lamiales; Phrymaceae
Product: DHHC-type zinc finger family protein
Biological process (GO): protein targeting to membrane; peptidyl-L-cysteine S-palmitoylation
Cellular component (GO): Golgi apparatus; endoplasmic reticulum
Molecular function (GO): protein-cysteine S-palmitoyltransferase activity
Source: RefSeq, a predicted model, not a curated record
ACCAACGUCACAUUUAUCAGACUUACACCAAACACACACACACACACACACACACAGUAUAUUCCGGCAGGUAACCAACCCUCUCUCGUCAACCCUCCGCCGUCGCUUUUGUCCACUUCCGCUUCCAUUCUCUGUUUUUCCACCUCGGUUUGAAGCGGACAAAAGUUUGACUUGCCGUUUUCUGAAACCCAUUUGGAAGCAUACUUGAUUUUGAGGGUUUCGGAAGAAGAUAGAAGAGGGAAAUUGACUCAAGUGUGUCUCAAUUAGGAUUCAGAGAGGGGGAAAAGUGUUGUGCUGAAGUAACAUAGUGAUGGUGAGACGCCAUGGCUGGCAGUUGCCCGCUCACACCUUUCAGGUUGUUGCUGUCACUGUGUUUUGCUUGUUAGUGGUUGCAUUCUAUGCUUUCUUUGCCCCUUUCCUUGGAGGUCGAAUAUGGGAGUAUGUUCUGAUUGGUGCUUAUUCCCCAGUGGCACUAUUGGUUUUCAUUCUUUAUGUUCGAUGUACUGCUAUUAACCCAGCAGACCCUGGUAUCAUGUAUAAAUUCGAUUCUGAUCUAAUGAACGAUGCAAGAGAAAAACAAGAAUCAAUCGGCCAUGGCCUGAACAGAAAAUUUGAUGAAGUUAGCAAUGGGACUCAUUCAUGUCAAUCUUCAGCUUCACGAAGCUCCUUUGCAGGAGCGAACUCUAGCAAGAAGGGUUCAGUUGAGUCUGUAAAAUCCAAUGCUCAGGUAGUUUCUACGAGGAGUUCCUUUUGCUAUAUUUUCGGAGGGAUUCUCUGUGCAAUCUUUGUUCAUGAAGAUUGCCGCGGUCAAGAUGAUGCAGCUGAUGUGGAAGGUACAGGUGAAGAUGCAUUGUUUUGCACACUAUGUAAUGCUGAGGUUCGGAAGUUCAGCAAACACUGUCGAAGUUGUGACAAGUGUGUGGAUGGAUUCGACCACCAUUGUCGGUGGCUCAAUAACUGCGUGGGGCGGAAAAACUAUGUAACAUUUAUCUCACUUAUGGGCACCAGCUUAUUGUGGCUCGUUGUUGAAGCUGGAGUUGGCAUUGGUGUUCUAGUUCGUUGCUUCGUUAAUAAAAGCCAUAUGGAAGCUGAAAUAGUUGAUAGGCUAGGAAAUGGUUUCUCUCGUGCCCCAUUUGCGACUGUUGUGGUUAUAUGUACAGCCGUGUCUAUUCUUGCAUGUGUGCCCUUGGGGGAACUUUUCUUUUUUCACAUGAUCCUAAUUCGAAAGGGUAUUACAACAUAUGAGUAUGUUGUGGCAAUGAGAGCCAUGAGUGAAGCACCUGCAGGAGCAUCUGUAGACGAGGAACUACCAAACAUUUUGUAUUCUCCAUCUGGAUCCGCGACAACUGGUUUCAGCGGUGGAAGCUCUUUGGGACUACAAUAUAAAGGAGCAUGGUGCACCCCUCCUAGGGUGUUUGUAGACUAUCAGGAAGAAGUAGCACCGCAGUUAGGACCUGGAAUGGUGCCAUCUACGGUUGAUCCCGAUGAUAAGGGGAACAAAGGAGGGGGAGCUAAAAAGGGUGUCCGUAUCAGUGCGUGGAAGCUGGCUAAACUAGAUUCGAACGAGGCUAUGAAAGCAGCUGCUAAAGCAAGGGCAUCUUCCUCUGUACUGCGCCCUCUCGAUAAUCGCCGUUUGCCCGAUUCUGAAGUGAGCGAGAACACAAGCGUCAGAAGCAGUGUGAGCACUGAGAACAAGGAUUCUUCUGUUAGACUCAACUCUUUUGCUCCCAGUCAAGCUAGUCGCGACGACUAUGAAACCAAUGGCACUCAGAGCAUCAGCAGCUUCAGCAGCCCAACUCACCCUCACGACUCGGUCACACUCAGCCCACUUCCGAACCCUCUCGCAGGUGGUGCUGUCCUCAGCAAGAACAAUCCAGUCUUCCAUAGUUCCUCUGGAUUCGAUGAAAAGAUCAUGCAAAGGCACAACAACAACAACAACAACAACAACAACAAUAACAACAAUAAUAGUAAUUAUACGGACCCUUUACCUCCUCAGACAACCUUGUUUCGAGACGUAAAAAGAACAUCUGUGGUUUGGGAUCAAGAAGCUGGAAGAUACGUCUCUGUUCCUUUAUCAGCUUCAGAUGCCCGUAAAAGACCAUAUUUCUUACCCUUAGCAGCAGCACCACCACCACCACCACCGAAUGCAAAUGCAAAUGCAAAUGCAAUUGCUAAUGCUACUCUCCCACGAGAGACUUUGCAGUCAGAGAAGCUAACGUACAGUGGGGAAUCGAUUUUCUUUGGGGGCCCACUUCUAAGUGCUCCGAUGAAGGAAGGCUCGAGUUCGAGAGAUGGACAUCAUGAUAAGCUACUACCAUUAAGUUUGCCACGAGAAUCUAGGUUUAAGAGGGAUGCCGUCUCCAAUCAGCUUCCUAUUUUCAUUCCUGGGGAUUUUGAUUUAAAUCCUCCCACUGGCUCUAAUCUCAAGUAAAAACUUUUGCGAAAAAUUUGGAAAAAAA